AUGGGCAUCGGACCAGACCUGCCACCUCAUCUCCAAAAAAGUCGCGCACACUACAGCGACAACAGUGACGACGACGACCAGGACAGCAUAGGACCAAGCAUCGGUCCCAGCAUAGGACCAAGCAUCGGUCCCAGCAUAGGACCCAGUCGACCACCAGCACACGAUGAUGAACCAGUAACCGCAGACGACUUUGCACCCGCCCUGCCUCCAGAACUCUUGGCCGCCAGGAAGGCUGCUAAUGGACCUGCUCCAGAAGCACCAAAACGUGUUCUGGGACCAUCCUUACCACCCUCGGCCUCAGCCUCCUCUCGACACUAUGACAACGAAAGCAGCGACGACGAUAUUGUAGGACCUGUACUGCCCUCAGAAGCUGAUCGUGCAUCCAUGUCGAAACAGAGUACUAUUCGGGCUUUCGAGGAGCGCGCUGAGCGUAUGCGGAGAAAACUUGAUGGUAAGGAUGAGGAAGUCAGUGUGAUCAAGGAUAAAAAGCCGACAAGAGAAGACUGGAUGAUGGUCCCUCCAGAGUCAAGGAUCCUUGGUGAUGACCCGUUGAAGAUUACGGCAAGGACGUUCCAGAAGCGUGAACAAGCACCUCAGGAUUCAUCAUUGUGGACUGAGACCCCUGCAGAUCGCGAGAAGCGUUUGAGAGGCGAGCCCAGGGAUAGGGAUGAAGACUCGGAUCGUCGCAAGAGAUCGAAGCACCGUGGAGAUGACGACGAGCGACAGGAAUAUCUUCGCUCCCGCCAAGAUGCCGAGCGCGAGGAGCAGAUCCGCAAGUACAACGCCGAGAAGAGAGGGACGUCGCUUAUGGAUGCGCAUGCGAACCAGUACAUCAAAUCCAAGGCCUGGGAAAAAGACGACAAGGAACAUGACAACCCCUCUGCACGAGCCUUUGACCGUGAAAGGGAUGUCCUCGGUGGUCGUCGUGUUGAUCAUCGCCAGAGAGAUGAAUUGGUCAAGCAGGCCAUGGGCCUUGGAUCAAAGUUCUCCAGUGGCAAGAGCAGCAAGUUCCUGUAA
This is a messenger RNA of Linnemannia hyalina, 1017 nucleotides long. NCBI's taxonomy places the organism in Eukaryota, Fungi, Mortierellomycota, Mortierellomycetes, Mortierellales, Mortierellaceae. The record is from the annotation of a GenBank genome assembly.